Thunnus maccoyii (southern bluefin tuna) is the source of this 1294-nucleotide messenger RNA. Its product is annotated as protein C19orf12 homolog. The record is from RefSeq and is a predicted model, not a curated record. NCBI's taxonomy places the organism in Eukaryota, Metazoa, Chordata, Actinopteri, Scombriformes, Scombridae. The coding region runs from base 390 to 815 and encodes 141 amino acids. The transcript has 3 exons.
GUGAUGGGAAAAACUGUGAACCAAUCCUUUAAGGGGAACCAAUCCUUAAAGUUACAGAGGUAUGUGACUUUCUCCACAGUUUACACAUUUGCUUUUGUUAAUAGGAUUGGAAUAAAGUUAUCAUCAUUCGUCUCAAUCUCCUACAAAGCAAAUCUGUUAUGAAACAUGUGAUGAGCAUUUUCAGUGACUUCCUGUCACAAGGUAUCACUAGUAAAAUUCGGGAUUGUUCGAUGGUCCCUGAACGUAUCCUUUCUUUUGCUCCCAUCACGCUUUGCGGCCACAAGCUCAGAAAUCAGGUGUAGCCGACUGGGCGCAGCGCAGCUUCAAUUACAAUAACAGUGUUACAUCAGCUGAGAUAAUAUUGAUGUGGAUUUCAUAACACAGCAAGUAUGUGUCAUCGAAUCGAUGAUGUUAUGAAGCUGUGUUGUGAGUUAUCUGCCAAUCAGCAAAUCCAGACCACAGUGAGGGGCUCAGGGAAGGGAGCAGCAGCAGCUGGGGGGUUGGCCUUCGCUGGAGGGUUGGUUGGAGGUCCUCUUGGUAUUGCAGUGGGUGGUGCUGUCGGAGGUCUUCUUGGCUGCUGGCUGACCAGUGGACAGUUUAAACCUCUGCCUCAGAUCAUCAUGGAGCUCAGUCCUCAGCAGCAGCAGAAGCUUUAUGGUGAUCUCAUGGCCAUCCUGGGAGACAUUCAGUGGACAGAUUUGGCUCAGCUAACGGCUUUGGUGAUGGGCAACGCCGCCCUGAAGCAGCAGCUUACAGUCGCUCUCCUUGGGUAUAUCACCAAGGAGCUCCAAGCAGAGGUGCACUAUGUGGAUUAAUGACUGUGGACACACUGGCUCAGGAGGAUAGAGAGCCUUUGAAAAGAACAUGAACUGUUUUUAUGAAGCUGGACAGACUCUUAAUUAAAUGUGAAAUCACAUACUAAUAUUGCACAGCCAUCACAGUCCUGGUAACAGGUAACACUGGUUAAAAGUUUGCACAUUAAUGUGAAUUCAAACAGCUUUAUAACUGGAUUAAUUUAUUAUGUGAAGUGCACUUAUCAGCUGAAGGAUUCUUUUAUUAUGCCUACAAUGGCACUGAUAAUCAAAUCUGGCUGUAAAAGUUACCAUGAAUUAAGGUCUGACAAUAUAAAACUGGGGUACAAAGGGUACAAAUUACCUAUCAUAUAUUAGACAGUUUGAAAUAUGCAGACUUUGUGUAAAUGUAUUAAGCACCACACUAUUUAAGAGUAGGAAUUUACCAGCAUCUGUGCACAGUGUGGUUGACCAUUUCAUCAAUAAAAACAAAAACAAAUUUG